Salvia splendens (bonfire salvia) is the source of this 614-nucleotide messenger RNA. Its product is annotated as dirigent protein 22. The coding region runs from base 32 to 580 and encodes 182 amino acids. The record is from RefSeq and is a predicted model, not a curated record. The transcript has a single exon. NCBI's taxonomy places the organism in Eukaryota, Viridiplantae, Streptophyta, Magnoliopsida, Lamiales, Lamiaceae.
AUUAAUUUCCACAAAGGUUUAAUUUGUUCCAAUGGAUGUCAAAGAAGAAACAUGGUUCAAAGCCGCCGUCAUGACCCACCCCGAAGAAAAAUCCGCCGUGCUCCACUUCUACGUCCAGGAUUUUCGAGCGGGUAGUGGCCCGGGCGCCACCGUCUACGUGGUGGCGGAAUCUUCAAUCUCAGCCACCUCCCCCACCGACUUUGGGGAAAUCCACGUCACAGACGACCUGAUAACGACCCGACCAGAAGUCAACUCCGAGGUGAUUGGAAAAGUACAAGGCACCACUAUCUCUGCCGAUUUCCUCGUCUCCGGCGAGACAAUGUACCUCAAUUUUUACUUUACGGCAGGAGAGUACGCUGGCAGCACACUCACGAUGCUCGGUCGGAACGAGAUCAUGAACGAGGAGCGGGAGAUGCCGAUCGUUGGUGGAACUGGAUUUUUCCGGCUGGCGCGUGGGUACGCACUGUCAAGGACGUAUUCAUACGACGUAGAGAGGCGCUAUGCCGUUAUGGAGUACACGCUCUAUGUGAGCUACGUCGGAAAAUUUGACGUGGAAUUAAAGAGAUCGCCGGCGACAUAGGUGGGCAUAUGUGGGAUAGAAAAACUAUGUGCAU